Lathyrus sativus (Indian pea) is the source of this 312-nucleotide messenger RNA. The record is from the annotation of a GenBank genome assembly. Lineage: Eukaryota; Viridiplantae; Streptophyta; Magnoliopsida; Fabales; Fabaceae.
AUGGAACACGGUUCUUACUCUGAUCUGAGUAAAUCAACGUUUUCUCUUGUGGACGAGGAUCACACUUUUGCUAAUUCCGUCAGAUUCACAUUGAAUCAAGAUCCAAGAGUGACAUUUUGUGGGUACAGCAUUCCUCAUCCUUCAGAAAAUCGUGUUAAUGUCAGAGUUCAGACAACUGGGGAUCCAGCAAGUGAGGUAUUAAAAGAUGGUUGUCAGGAUCUGAUGCUUAUAUGCCAACAUGUUAGGAGCACUUUUGAGAAGGCAGUUAAUGAUUUUAAAACCAGCAAGACUGGAGAUGAUAUGGAUAUAUGA